This is a messenger RNA of Alternaria burnsii, 1524 nucleotides long. RefSeq lists its product as uncharacterized. The transcript has a single exon. Lineage: Eukaryota; Fungi; Ascomycota; Dothideomycetes; Pleosporales; Pleosporaceae. Bases 1 to 1524 code for a protein of 507 amino acids. The record is from RefSeq and is a predicted model, not a curated record.
AUGCCUCCAAAGGAAAACGACCCCAACGGCCCGACCGCCACGCGCAAACGGAAAUCUGAGGGAGAUGACGAGAAUCCAAAGCCAAAAACAUCAUACAGAAAGCUAAUGCCUGCUUCUGAAAAGCCCAGGAGGAAUCCAGGCGAUACAAUGGUCCCGGACCAACAUCAUUCUCUUGGACAUGGUCCGGUUUCGAGGCCUCAAGGUCUUGCCGCUGUUCACAGUCCAGCAAUCCAACAAGAAGCAUCUGGUGCGCCAUCUUUUCCACGCUUAAUGCACCCUUAUGGAAGCCGCAAUGAGCAGGAAGCUCGAGAUUAUAUCUCGCAUUUAUAUCGAACGGGCAACAUGGGGCCUGCUGUGCCCUCAUCAGGGAUGAUGAGCUCUCAACCACCACUACCACCAAGCCAAAACGUUGAUGGCUUCGGAGUACCUAACAUUUGGUAUCCUGAGUAUGAAAGAAUGUUCCAGGAAUCCUUGACGCGUGAACAAGGGGGGUUCUUGAGUGAGCCCACCAGUAUGUUCAAUCUCAAUAUGGAUGGGGGUUACAACGGCGCAGACUUUGGUUGGAUGAGUAACACGGUCGUGAUGGAUCCACAAUUCUUUCCACAUCCUGCCCCGCUGCAAAAUGGUCACGAAAGCGCUGUAACAACGCCAGACACAAUCUUCUCUUUGGAUCAUGCUUCUGCCUCCUUCCCAGGUAGCUACGAUGGCACCAUUGAUCCAGCUAUCCUGUCAUCCGCAAACGAAGCUCCGCGGAUCGAUGAUAUGACCAUUCCGAUGAAUGCUGCCCAGGCGUUCAACAACACUGAGGAGGGUGGUGUGGACGUUGGCUCCAACGACCUCCUGCCUCAAAUCCAGGAACAACAGCCGCAACCUCCAUUCCAAACUCAGGGCAUCGACCUCCACCAGGAUGGAAGUUACAACCAGCAGCCACCUACAUAUGCCCAAUCAUAUGCUUCAGGUUACAUUGACAGCUACCCUUCGCAACAGCAGCAACCCUGGUCUAUGCCAAUCCACGCCAACGGCUUCCCUCUGGCACAGCCGCAAUCCUGGUAUAUGCCAAACUACACCUACGACACUUCACGACAGCAGGCACUACCUUCCUAUACGCCAACCUUCCCCCAUAUUCCUCUGCAACAACAGCAGCCGCUACCCUCGUAUGCUCCAUCCUCCCUUAGUGAUCCUCUGCAACAGCAGCAGAGACGACACCCAUAUAUGUCUCUUUACGCCAACCGCCAUCCGCAACAGCACCGACCAGCUCCACAACGCCCUCCAUGGUACCAGUCCUCCCAUGCGUCGCCCACUCAGUUCAACAACAUUGUCGGCCAGAACAUCAUGUUGAACCAUGUCCCCUCAUUGUUAUCGUUGUCUGUCCCGCACAAAAAUCCCGCCAGUCCUGAUAUCGGACAACAAAAUUAUGUGCAACAACCGCAGGUAGAAUCGACAAGCGGACAGAAUGAAGCGGCGAAAGAAGAGGAGGAAUCUUUUCUCGAGGGCCUUGUUACCGAGGAUGUAAAGGAGGAAUAG